Bufo gargarizans (Asiatic toad) is the source of this 1910-nucleotide messenger RNA. It is a transcript of the gene TWF2, whose product is annotated as twinfilin actin binding protein 2. The transcript has 9 exons. Gene Ontology annotation, molecular function: actin monomer binding; actin filament binding. Lineage: Eukaryota; Metazoa; Chordata; Amphibia; Anura; Bufonidae. Gene Ontology annotation, biological process: actin filament depolymerization; barbed-end actin filament capping; positive regulation of neuron projection development. Gene Ontology annotation, cellular component: actin filament; myofibril; cytoplasm. The coding region runs from base 119 to 1168 and encodes 349 amino acids. The record is from RefSeq and is a predicted model, not a curated record.
UCUCAUUUUGCCGUCUGCUCGUACUCUUGUGUAGCUCCACCCCCGGUAUCCGGCCCCGCCCCCGCCCGCAGGCCAGUGAGAGCCGCUCCCUGAUCCCGAUCUGUCACGAUAUCCCGAUAUGGCGCACCAGACCGGUAUCCACGCUACUCCAGAACUGAAGGAAUUCUUUGCGAAGGCUCGAAAUGGAACCAUCCGGCUGAUAAAGGUGGUCAUCGAGGAUGAGCAGCUCGUGCUGGGGGCUCACAAGGACCUCCAAAAGAACUGGGACCAAGACUACGACGCCUUCGUCCUCCCCCUCCUGGACGAUGGUCAGCCAUGCUACAUCCUGUACCGCCUCGACAGCCAGAACGCGCAGGGUUACGAGUGGCUCUUCUUGUCGUGGUCGCCCGAUCACUCUCCGGUGCGGCUGAAGAUGCUGUACGCAGCGACGAGGGCGACCGUCAAGAAGGAGUUUGGUGGCGGACACAUUAAGGAUGAAGUGUUCGGCACCACAAAGGAAGACGUCUCUCUCAGCGGGUACCAGAAACACGUGUCGUCCUGCGCUGCUCCGGCGCCACUCACUGCCGCCGAGAGGGAACUGCGGGAGAUCAAGAUCAAUGAGGUGAAGACGGAGAUCAGCGUGGAGAGUAAGCAGCAGACCCUGCAGGGAUUGUCCUUCCCCCUGAGGCCCGAAGCUGUGGAGGCCGUUCAGCUCCUGAAGCAGAGGAGGAUCAAUUACAUGCAGCUGAAACUGGAUCAAGAGAAGGAGAUGAUCGAUCUGGUCCAUACAAAGCACACGGACAUCCAAGAGCUGCCGGCGAGGAUCCCCAAGGACACGGCCCGCUACCACCUCUUCCUGUACAAACACUCCCAUGAGGGAGACUACCUGGAGUCCAUAGUUUUUAUUUACUCCAUGCCGGGGUAUAAGUGCAGUAUAAAGGAGCGCAUGUUGUACUCCAGCUGUAAGAACCGACUUCUGGAAUCCAUGGAACAGGAUUUUCAGCUGGAAAUCGCUAAAAAGAUUGAAAUUGAAGACGGUUCGGAGCUGACGCCCGAGUUUCUCUACGAGGAGGUGCACCCCAAACAGCACGCCUUCAAACAGGCUUUUGCCAAGCCCAAAGGACCUGCCGGAAAACGUGGACAGAAGCGUCUGAUUAAAGGACCCGGCGAAAAUGGCGAGGAUAUUUGACGCCCGAUUUGCUGCCAAGUCCGACCUGAGGGAUUAGUGCCAAGUGCGGGCCCGGGGACGUGCGGAAGCCUCUGCCAUCAUCCUGCUUUCUCUGAUGCACCUGGCGCGGGGUCUCGGGGGGAUUCUCUGCUGCUUCUCAUCCUGUCGUUGCACCUUCUCCCACGGACGCCCCAUGGUCCCCGUUUUCCUCUGGACUUCUCAGCUUUUGUCUGUGCCUGAAUGAUGGUGAAGAUCUUUGCUCAUCCAUAUUUUUCUUUCCUCACCAGCAUCCCCUUCAUCGUAUAGGAUGGGGGGGGUCAUGUGACUGACCGCGCCGAUCUCUGCUAUUGUAUUCUGGCUGAAGCAGCGGCAGAGGUGGCGUCCUCCGUGAUUUUACGUUUUUACACCGUGUCAUUGUGUUUACUCUUUGGAAUUGGGUGACAGAUCUCGUGUUACAUUCUGUGAAGUCAGAUUAAAUCCUUGCGGGAGAGGGGGCGGCAGACUCUUCCCAAAAAAUAAUAAUAAUCUGCCAGAUGGGGUCAACGAAAGCCCAUAGCGAUAGAGUGGUUCCGUUUUAAUCUGACGCUGCUGAUGUCAUCACGGACGGUUACAUUAUUUUUUUUCUCUUCGGGGUGGUUUACAUUCCAGGAAAUAAAAAAAGAUUAGCAAAAUGAUCAGUCGCCUGCACAGAUCAGACAAUUUCGCCCUUAGCUCCAUAUUUUCUAUACAAAGACAAAAUGAAUAAAAAUACUUUGUUUUUUAA